Molecule: messenger RNA, 462 nt
Organism: Arctia plantaginis
Lineage: Eukaryota; Metazoa; Arthropoda; Insecta; Lepidoptera; Erebidae
Source: the annotation of a GenBank genome assembly
AUGAAGAUUAUGCAAAAAAACGAAGGAGGGAAGGUCAGGCCCGUCGUAGUGGGGGGCAACAAGCUGUACAGGAAGAUGGACUUCCUGUCUGGACUGGUUGAGGUCGGGCUGUACGGCUCAAGGACGAGUACCCUGUUUGCUGGAGCGGCGGGGAAUGAGGCCAUUGAUAGAGAGUGGCUGGCCGAAGUACGCAACAAGUGCACACUGAAAGUACCCUUAGACCAGUCGAGCUUCGACAACAACCAGUCGAAGAGCACGAUUCUUGCCGUGCUCUUGGGCAUGGAGCAGUAUAUAAUGGGACAUGCGUCUGUGACUGAGGAGUACAGGGAAGUGUGGGACCGAAUGUGGGAGACAUUCACAGUGGCGGGGGUUGAUGUCAUAAUGGGCAACGACCGCCGCACCUGGGAAAAAACGGGGUGCCAUCGGGAUGGCGCUGGACUGCCCUCAUCGACACUAUAUUGA